This is a messenger RNA of Sphaeroforma arctica JP610, 1755 nucleotides long. RefSeq lists its product as hypothetical. Gene Ontology annotation, cellular component: actin cytoskeleton; cytoplasm; myosin complex. Gene Ontology annotation, biological process: actin filament organization; vesicle transport along actin filament. Gene Ontology annotation, molecular function: microfilament motor activity; ATP binding; actin filament binding. The transcript is spliced from 14 exons. NCBI's taxonomy places the organism in Eukaryota, Ichthyosporea, Ichthyophonida. The coding region runs from base 1 to 1755 and encodes 584 amino acids. The record is from RefSeq and is a predicted model, not a curated record.
AUGUGCCAUGCUCUGUCAGAGAUACCUAAGAAAGUUUUGGAGAGCAACCCGAUCCUGGAGGCCUUCGGAAAUGCCAAAACUAUCCACAAUCAUAACUCAUCCCGAUUUGGCAAAUUCAUGGAGAUACAAUUCGAUUCGCUGGGUGUGAUGAUCGGUGCGAAGAUGUGCGACUAUCUUUUGGAAAAGACUCGAAUUGUGCACCAGGCCGAAACCGAGAGGAAUUUCCACAUUUUCUAUCAACUGCUAGCGUGUGAGGAUAAAAGAAUUCUCGACACUCUCCAACUCAAUGGGACUACCACCAAUGGUUUUAGGUAUCUCAACGGUGGCGGAUGUGUUAAGCUCGAUACUCUGGACGAUAAGAAGGAGUUUGGCGAGUUACAGAAUGCGCUGGGCCGCUUCUUCUCGCCUGUGCUGAUUGAGGGUAUCUGGAAGGUUUUGGCGGCUAUUCUGCAUCUGGGAAAUAUCGACUUUACGGGAGCCGACUCCAUCCGCGGAGUCUCCAAUGAAAGCACGGCCACGGCUGCAGCCUCGCUUCUUGGGCUGGAAACGAACGACCUGAUCAAGUUCUUGACUAAGAAGAUCACACGUGCGGGCAAUGAUGUGGUGGAGUCAAACAUGCGCAGAGGCGAUGCCGUACGCACCCGAGAUACCCUCGCCAAGACUGUGUACCAACGUAUGUUCAAGUGGGUGCUCCAUACUCUCAACGGCGAGCUGUGUGUGGAGGCGGACGAUAUGGCCCACUAUUGCGGACUUCUGGACAUCUUUGGGUUUGAGGUAUUCAAGGUCAACGAUCUGGAGCAGAUGUGCAUCAACUACGCCAACGAAUCGCUGCAGAACUUCUUCAACAACUUUGUGUUUAAGAUGGAACAGCUUGAGUACCGGAACGAAAAUGUCAAGGUGAAAGCGGUCAACUUCACCGACAACCAGGACUGUUUGGACAUGAUUGCUGGGCCGAAAGACAGUAUCUUUGUGCUCUGCGAUGACCAGUGCCAGUUGGGGUCCAGCAACGUGGACAGUCUCAUCCACAACUUUGACGAGAAGCUGAAGCGUAACGCCUACUACAGCAAGGACAAAAAGUGCAAGAACACCCUCUCCGUUAAGCACUACGCCGGCAAGGUGACGUACGACGCCACUCUGUGGAUUGAGAAGAACAAAGAGCGUACCCCCGACACACUGGCGGGAUUGGUGGGACGCUCGCAGAUGGCUGUUGUGCAGACUAUCUUCACAGUGGGCGCGGGACUAGAGAGGAAGCCAUCCAAGAGCGAUGGCAACAACAGAGCAUCAGUGAUGAUCCGGGGCAGGAAGCAGCAGUCCGUUGUGAGCGCAUUCAAGAAGAGUUUGGAAGAACUCAUGACAUCGCUGAAGAAAACACAGCCGCUGUUCAUCCGCUGUCUCAAGCCAAACGGCGCGCAGGUGGCCAAAGUGUUCGACCAGAACUACAUUCUCAACCAGAUGAAGAGUGUGGGCAUGGUAGACACCAUCCGUAUCCGUCAGAUCGGUUUCCCAGUGCGCUACACCUUCCCGGACUUCAAUGAAAAGUUCCUAAAUCUGCUGCCAAAUGAUGUCAAGGCGCCGGCAAUGAAGCUCAACGACUCACGCCAACUGUCCGAAUACAUUAUGAAGUGGCUGGCCGUAGAAGACGACGAGUAUGCGAUGGGACUGUCCAAAGUUUUCGUGAAGGACUCGCAGGCCGAUGCGCUGGAGAAUCGUUUGGCGGCGGUACAGAGUAUGUCCCUAUUUAUUUGGUGGGUUUAG